AUGGAGGCUGCCAAGGUGGAGCCGCAGCCUGAGCAGGAGGACUCUUUCGUGGAUGCAAAAGCUGAAGAAAUGAGCACAGUGGAGGAGAAACUUGAGAGCCCCGUGUUUGACUCUUUUGAUGACUCUGAGGUCAAGCUUGCGCCUUCAAGUCGCAUGGGAGAAGUGAUGCAGUCCUGCGAGGGGAUCACCGACAGGGAAACCUUAAAGCAACAAGUGCUGACAGCUUUCGAUGUCCUUUGCGAUGACUGUGGAGGCCCUUCCCAAUGGCUGGCUGAGAGAUUCAAGGAUUCAGAAGCUGACUUCCGUGCUUCUUUGUCAUCCAUGUUCCCUUGGAUGGCUUCCAUUGAUUAUGUUCAGCCUGCUGCCUUGGGAAAGAAGGAUAAAGGCUUUGUCCAUGUGUCUACGCUCUCCUUCAGCCCAGAUCGCAGCACCAAAGGGUUUCCGUACCGCUGCACAUGUCGACACAUCCUGGAAGAGAUUUUGGUGCAUGGGUUCUUGACAGAAGCUGAACCAUUGCUUCUAUGGUGCAGCCCAGAAGACCGUUUGCUUUCGCAAGUUGACUUCCGCUGCCGCUAUGUGAAAGGCUGUGCGCGAUGUGUGUCUUUGCUUUCACUGCUGGCGCUCUUCCGGGACCUGGCCGUGGACGUCAUGGUGCACUUCCCCCACAUAUAUCAGUCUGUCCAGCUGAUCCAUGUCAUGUUCCAAUCCCAUGCCAGCUUGACUUCUGUGGCGAUAGCCAAUGCGCACUUGAGUUGCUCCGGGUCAAUCCGCCAGGCUCAUGAUGUGAUGACCUGGGUGAACAAACUGCGGCUUCUGGAAGGUGGGAGUGACGCGCCUGCAGCAAUUCUGGAGAAGUUCAACAGCAAUGCAAGCGCUCGAGGCAAGGUGACUGGCAACCGCCGUGUGGCAGCACUGGCUCUUUUGCAGCCAAAUUGCAGGCGGGGAUGUGAGAUGAUGGUGGGUUUGCUUUCCAGGAUAGGUCCCCGUGCCGUGUGGUGGGGAGAAGAUAGCUUCUGCAAUAAGAAGCUGCUGCCGAACUUUGCGCCGCGGACUGGCAGGAGUUCUUGGAACCCAAUUCUUGUUGUAACUGCGGAGUCCUUUGAAACUUGGAUUGCGAGCCUCAACAGACAGCACCUGGCCAAGAACCCGAAGUCGAGGCGAAGUUUGGAAAAAUCGAGGUUGGAGGAGCAUUCGCAGCUUUCUGCAUUCUGGACAUGGGCGAAGACAGAAGCCCAACACCAUGCUGUAGAUCCUGAAGACCUGGCAGCUGUGCAUGAAAAAUUUCUCGACGGAGAUGUGACAUUGUUGCUAGAUCUCCAAAGCCUGCUCCAUGAGAAGAAAUCUGACAUUUGCUGGAAGGAUGUGACGAUUCUGCGAGAACUCCACCAGAAAAAGCAGUCCUGCACAGAUCUGGCGCUGCUGGGCCAUGCAAAGACCGAGAUCGAGGCCAGCAAGUUUGAGAAGAUGGAAUUGGAGCUUGUCCAUCAAAAGAUCAAAGGCGACAUCCAGGCAGUAUCGGUCUUUAGAUCGAAGCUUGCUUGUCAUGAGAGCCUCUUGUACCAUGCUCGGGUUGAGCACCUUCGGAAGCGACGCAUCAGUGCCAAGGAAGCCACGGCGACGCUUUUCACUGGACCAGCCGCGCAGUUCAAGUUUGUCUCUGCAGUCGAAGAUGUGGUGGCUACUUUGGGGCAGCUGAGCCGUGAGUAUCGCCUCAGCCAACCGCUGCCGGCUCUGCUGAUUGUCAACUGGGCUGCUCCAUCUGCUGUGCGGGAGGAGCAAAUGUCAAUGCAGCUGCAGACUAUGACCAACCUCUUUGCUGCAGACUCCGUAGACCCCAUGGGCAUCAUUUUGAUGCCAAUUUGGGAGCGCGCAAAAGGAUCUCUUUACAAAACGGAGAACUUGCUGCUCAAAUCUUUGAGCGAGAAAGACAUCAACACCGAUGAGAAAGCCUCCUUGAGUUUCGAGGACAGAGCAGAUCCCAGAGACAGACGUCCCCUGGAGUAUCCACUGCGGCUGGCCUUUCCUUUGCGUAGUGGACCAAAAAAUGUGACGCAAAGCAUCUGGAUGAGAUCAGCUCUGUAUGUCAACAACAGAACCAGCAGCAGGGCGCAGAUGUUGCAAGUCAAGGACAUGCGAGUGCCGGAGACUGAAGAUGACUUGCCAAGCUCUGAUUUGCAGGACCGUCUAAAUCCUGCAGACAAGUAUUGUCAAAUCGGAGAAUCUGCAGCUGCGGCUUUGAUUUCCUCUACAUUUGCAACUCUACCUUCUGGCCAUGCCUGUGUGGCAAUUGUUGAUCUCAGCCCAAAGACAGGUGACCUGGCGCGAGCCAUGCUCAGAAUGCCUGCUGCAUCCACCGCAUUGCAUUACAUUGCUUUGGCGCCGGAGUUGCAAAUGGAAUGGGCACGCACUGAUUUGCACGACUUGGCCAUUGAUCUGUUUUUGUCCCGGGCCUUGAAGGUGAAGGACUUUGAGCCGCUGCCGGAAACUCUGCCUGCAGAUCAACAACCUGAACUUUUGGCGCCAGCCCUCAAUGUGGGAACCGUGGAUGGCCUGAACCUCCAGCUGCCGCAGAGCUUGGCUGCAAAGUGGGGCUCCAGCUCCUUCAAGGAUGACUGGGAAGCACUUCUUGAAGAAAUGAACGCAGUCAUCCCUGUGAAGGACAAUGUUGACCGGCCGAGCAAGCGCUUGCGCACCAGCAAUGCCGUGGACCUCGUGGAGAACCCUGCUGGUGCGACCAAGUUUGAAUUCAUUCAUGUGGCGGAGCUCGACAUGACAAAGCUGCUGAUUCAAGCGAGUUGCAGCAACAAGCUGAAAGGCCUGAGUUUCCAGCUGUUUCCCAGCAACCGCUUGAUGCUUGUGAACACUACUCCCGCUCCUAUUCCCGUGGUUGGGUCUUUGACAUCAUGGCAGAAGGGAAAAUGGUGGCAGCCGAAGGAAACAACUGAAAUGUGGGACACAGCUGUGGAUAUCAUGUGGAAGUUUGAAGGAAGCUCUGAGAUUGUCUUUAUUGACAACCAAGCGCAAAGCCUCUUCCAAGUCAUCGACGCCAUGAAACGAUCCAAGCCAGAGCAAGCAAUCGUCAGGUACCACAGCCUUACCGAACAUCCUCAGGGGCAGCAUGGGCCUGGCGACUUCACCGUCGAGGUGAAGCACCAAGUUGCAUGGCGGGCAGAGAAGAUGACAGUUGAAGGAGGUGGAAAGGCCAACUACUUGACCAUCGCUGGGCUUUUCCCUGCCGACUGCUGGGACUUGAGCAAGGUGCAGAUUGUCUGGUCAACACGAUUUGCAAAACAAGGCCUCACAGGAAUCAAGCCAAGUGUCUGGCUGAAGGGCAGCUGCAUCAUUCCUCCACAAAGCGCGCUGGAGCUGACUCUGAUGGCUGAAUGA
This is a messenger RNA of Cladocopium goreaui, 3387 nucleotides long. The record is from the annotation of a GenBank genome assembly. NCBI's taxonomy places the organism in Eukaryota, Dinophyceae, Suessiales, Symbiodiniaceae.